AUGGACAACAACCGCGCCCCAGCCCAUCCAUUCAUCUCAUCCGCCCACCUCACAAACGUCGUCCCCCUAGCCCAAGGCAUCGAAUUCCACGUCUACAAAGCCCAGUCCCCCCAAUACGGCACCGUCGCCCUCCGUAUCCCCCAGCACAAAGUAUUCCAAAACGUUAACGACCCGAACAAUGACGCCAAAGAGCUCAUCACGCAGGAGCUUGCCAUCUACAAGCUCUUACAUGGCACAGACGUCCCCGUCCCGCGAGCACAUCAACUCCUCGAAGUUGACGACUACCCCGCCAUGCUGAGCGAGUAUAUUGACGACGAUGGCACGGAAGCUUCACCCGCGGAAUUGGGUCGCGUGGCUGCUCUCAUACAUACCGCUGUCGUACCGGACGACUGGAACGUGAGGUUAGUGGCCAUGGAGGAUGGGGAUGCUAUCACGGCGCUGGUGAAUCGUAUGGUUAGGAGAUUCGAUCAGCUUGUGAAGGAGGAACCAGCUUGCAAGAGUUGGAUUCCAAAACGAGAGGUCCUUCAUGAUGUUGCUGAGAAACUGCAACGGUUUCCCUCGUGUCUUUUGCACAUGGAUCUUCGGGAUGUGAAUCUUCGCGUGAGAAAGGGAAAGGUUGUUGCGGUGCUCGAUUGGACGAGCUGCCUGAUUGGUCCUGCUGCCAUCGAUUUCUAUAGAAUCAUGGAGCUGGGCAAACCGGGUGAUGAGUUUGUGCAGGCGUACUCUACUCUUACGUCAUUGCCGCAAGUCACAGCUGAGGAAGAGACGUUCCUAAGACUCGAUGCCGCAUUGAUGAUAUCCCUGGUGUUCAUAUCAGAAGCCCCAGACGAGAAGCUAAGAGGACCAAGUGUGAAACGGGUUGAAGAAUUGGCCACGGCGCUUCACCAGCAUAGCCAAAGAUGA
Molecule: messenger RNA, 903 nt
Organism: Pochonia chlamydosporia 170
Lineage: Eukaryota; Fungi; Ascomycota; Sordariomycetes; Hypocreales; Clavicipitaceae
Product: dihydropyrimidine dehydrogenase
Exons: 1
Coding region: 1-903 (300 amino acids)
Source: RefSeq, a predicted model, not a curated record